Spathaspora passalidarum NRRL Y-27907 is the source of this 1200-nucleotide messenger RNA. RefSeq lists its product as uncharacterized. Gene Ontology annotation, biological process: proteolysis. Lineage: Eukaryota; Fungi; Ascomycota; Pichiomycetes; Serinales; Debaryomycetaceae. The transcript has a single exon. The record is from RefSeq and is a predicted model, not a curated record. Bases 1 to 1200 code for a protein of 399 amino acids. Gene Ontology annotation, molecular function: aspartic-type endopeptidase activity.
AUGCGUGGCAUUCUCAGACUUGAUCAAGAACAAGAUCAAGCCGUUGGUGCUGGUAAAGAUGCCGUUUCUAUUGAAGUCACUCCAAGAGAACAACUUUUCUUGACUACAUUGCAACUCGGUUCACAAAACGAGCAGGUCACUGUUGCUGUUGACACUGGUAGUGAAUAUCUUUGGGUGAUGAAUGAUAAUGUCGUUUGUGAAAACGGAGCCAACUGUCAGGCACAGGGUACUUUUGCUAGUGGUAAUUCCGAAACUUUCUCUCGUGAUGAAGAACGUGGUGCUUUCAAAGUUGCUUAUAUUUCGGGAAAAAAGACUGAAGGUGCUUGGGGUAAGGAUGAUGUUCGUGCUGGAAACGCUGUGGUUCAUGACUUCAAGUUUGGAAUUGCUGAACUGACAUCAGCCAAGAUGGGUAUCUUGGGCUUAAACUUCCCCAGAAAGGACGAAGGAUACAGUUUCACCCAACAAUUACGUGAUCAAGGUGUAAUCCAACGUAAUGCCUACCUGGUCUUUUUGAACUCCAAGAAACAAGCUGGUUCAAUAUUAUUUGGUGCUGUUGAUCAUGGAAAGUAUGAAGGUGGUUUGGUUACCGUUCCUGUUACUUAUGAAGAAGAAAUGCCAAGAGUUAAGGUCAAUGGUAGAAUUGAUGUUAAUUACAAUGGCCAUUCCGUUGAUGCAGGUAAUGAAGUGGGAUAUAUUUUUGAUACUGGAAGUACUAGAUCUCGUCUUCCAUCUUCUUACAUGGACACUCUUAAACAGGUGCUUAAUGGCUGGUACGAUGAAACCUGGAAGGGAAUUUCCUUUGAUAGUUGUUCCCAAUUGGAUUCACUUGUCUUUUAUGUUAAUUUUUAUGGAAAGACCAUUACUAUUCCUGCCAAGUCAUUAGACUAUGGUAAGCAAGGAGACAGAUGUUUAUUACAACUUAAUUUCAACACUCCAGAAAAAGACUUGUUUAUUAUGGGAAUGGAUAUUUUAAGAAGUGUUUACUUUUUGGUUGAUUUAGAUGAUCGUGAAAUUCAAGUGGCUCAAGCUAAAUACGAUGGUGGUGAAAACAUUGAGGUGUUCCAACCAGCAGGAUUGGAAAGAUUGGCUAGUUACAAUAAAGAUGUGAAAAAGGCUGUUGAACAGCUGAAUAGUGGUGCUGCUUUGGUCAGCCCAUAUAAGCUUAUGAUUACGAGUUUGAUUUUGUUUGGUUUGCUUUAA